GCUGGAACCAUCGAGACGCAUUCUAUCGUAUGAACCUCGCAGGAUGUUUGGUCUGAAGGUCACUGGAGACCCAGAAGCCACAGUGGGUCUGGUGGCAGUUGACAAAGGGGUCUACGUCCUAAACAACAAGCACCGCCUCACACAGAAAAAGGUGUGGGACAUUGUAGAGAAGUAUGACACAGGCUGCACACCAGGUGGAGGGAAGGACAGCAUGAGUGUGUUCUAUGAUGCUGGGCUGUUGUUCGAGUCCAGUGCAUCUGGCACUCCCAUCAGACAAGAAUUAAAGUGUCCAUCCCCCAGCAGGAGAAAACGAGCCGGCACUAUAAGGAAUGUCAGAAGUGAGGAUGACAACAGUUACAUGGACAGCAAUGAAAUAGUUUCUCGCACCACAUUCCCUGAAAGUUGGCUGUGGUCAGAUAUCAAACUGCCUGCUUGCCCUCGACAAACACCGAACUGUGACACCACAUCAGUUGUGAAAAAUGUUCCUUUGCAAGACUCAAUCACAACCUGGCAGAUCAUUGGCGUUAGUCUGUCAAGAACUCACGGUAUCUGUGUGGCCGAUCCAUUAGAGGUCAUUGUCCGGAAGGAUUUCUUCAUUGAUCUCAAACUGCCGUACUCUGCUGUUCGUGGAGAGCAGCUGGAAAUUAAGGCUAUCCUCCACAACUACAGCCCAGAUACUGUCACUGUGCGUGUGGAUCUGAUUGAGGAGGAGCAUGUGUGCAGCUCAGCAUUCAAGCGUGGAAAGUAUCGUCAGGAGGUUAAAGUUGGGUCCCUAACUACACGAUCUGUACCCUUCAUCAUUAUUCCCAUGAAGGAAGGACAAUAUGGCAUUGAGGUCAAAGCAGCUGUUAAAGACUCAUCGCUCAUUGACGGAAUCAUGAAGAUGCUGCGGGUGGUGCCUGAAGGCGUGACUUGCGAAGGAUCCUCAAGAUAA
This is a messenger RNA of Morone saxatilis (striped sea-bass), 934 nucleotides long. RefSeq names its product complement C3-like. The record is from RefSeq and is a predicted model, not a curated record. Gene Ontology annotation, molecular function: endopeptidase inhibitor activity. The coding region runs from base 44 to 934 and encodes 296 amino acids. The transcript is spliced from 9 exons. NCBI's taxonomy places the organism in Eukaryota, Metazoa, Chordata, Actinopteri, Moronidae.